This is a messenger RNA of Trichoderma virens Gv29-8, 1548 nucleotides long. RefSeq lists its product as uncharacterized. NCBI's taxonomy places the organism in Eukaryota, Fungi, Ascomycota, Sordariomycetes, Hypocreales, Hypocreaceae. The transcript has 2 exons. Gene Ontology annotation, molecular function: misfolded protein binding; protein-folding chaperone binding. The record is from RefSeq and is a predicted model, not a curated record. Gene Ontology annotation, cellular component: endoplasmic reticulum. The coding region runs from base 1 to 1548 and encodes 515 amino acids. Gene Ontology annotation, biological process: protein folding in endoplasmic reticulum.
AUGCGCCUCUGCCUGCCAAACCUCCUCGUGACGGCUGCACUUAUAUCAGCCGGCGCCGUGUUGGCGCAAGACAUUCCUUCAGAUGUACCUGUAUCAGUUCUCUUGACUUCGGCCCAGGAGCAUCUCACAAAGGGCGAGACUAACGAGGCUUUGGCUUAUUUCGAUGCGGCCAUCGCUCGAGAUCCGACCAACUAUCUGUCAUUCUUCAAGCGGGCUACCACGUAUCUGUCACUCGGCCGCGCAAACCUGGCAACUGAAGAUUUCAACAAGGUACUCUCUCUGAAGCCUGGCUUUCCAGGUGCUCACAUCCAGCUCGCAAAAAUCAAGGCCAAGGCCGCCGAUUGGGAUGGCGCAAGAGCUGAAUACACUGCGGGCGGCGAAGGGUCCGACUCCCCCGACAUUCUGAGUCUGACCGCGGCAGAGGAGUCGACGAAGCUGGCCUUUGCUGCCGAAAAAGAUGGCCGAUGGGAGGAAUGCGUCAACCAUGCAGGGGAUGCCAUCGUUACCGCCUCGAGGUACAUCCCGUUGCGUGAGACGCGAUCCCACUGUCGCUUUGAGCGAGGCGAGCUAGAGGAAGCCAUUGGCGAUCUUCGCCACGUGCUGCAGAUGCGACCCGGAGAUAUCUCUCCCCAUGUCGUCAUCUCGGCUGUUUCAUUCUACAAUCUCGGAGAUCUCGACGCUGGCGUCGGCCAGAUCCGAAAGUGUCUCCAUUCCGAUCCAGAUUCGAAAGUCUGCAAAAAAAUACACAAGCAGCAAAAGGCCGUUAUCAAGACGUUUACCAAGGUAAACGGGCAAUUGAACAAGGGACAGUUUACAACAGCAAGCAGAGGGCUGGUUGGAACAGCAGAAGACACUGGGCUCCUCCCGACCGUUAAGGAACAGAUCGAUGAACUGCGCCAAGAGGGAAGAAUCCCCGCCCAAGGGAGGGUCAUUCUGUACGAACAGCUCGUCGAGAUGGUUUGCCAGGCUUAUGUUGAGUCAGCUAGCAAGCAUGCUGAUCAGUAUUGCGACGAGGCACUUCAGCUGAAUGAAGAGUCAUUCUGGGGCCAGUUGCACCGUGCCAAAACUCUACUCAAAAAUGAGGAUUUUGAGGCAGCUAUUCGGACGUUGGAAAGCGCAGCCAACGCACACCCAGAUAAGAGAGACAAGGUCAACCCGAUUCUUAACAAGGCACAGAUCGAACUCAAGAGAAGCAAGACAAAGGACUACUACAAGGUUCUUGGCGUUGCCAGCGAUGCUGAUGAGAGACAGAUCAAAUCAGCAUACCGCAAGGCGUCCAAGCAGUUCCACCCAGACAAGGCAAUGAAGCAAGGCAUCAGCAAAGAGGAGGCCGAGAAGAAGAUGGCCUCGAUCAACGAGGCUUACGAGGUAUUGAGCGACCCAGAACUGCGCGCCCGGUUUGACAGAGGAGACGACCCCAACUCCAAUGAGAGAGGGAACCCAUUCCAAGGGUCACCGUUUGGAGGCCAGCACUGGGCGUUCCAGCAGCCAGGCGGCGGUGGUCAGCAGUUCAAGUUUCAGUUCAACAACGGGCCGUUUGGAUUUUAA